ACAAAGUGCCCCGCAAGGCCCCAAGCUUCCGGACCCCCAGGGAGGACUUGAGGCUACGACAUCUCAACUCUAAACACGUAACGUGGCUGGCAUCACGCUGUUAGGAAACUCGGAGCAUCGCCAUCACCUAGCUUUUACGCCUCCCAUCCUUCUAUUCUCCUCCGACCGACGGUGCCGAGACGCACUCCGCAGCAUGGCCUCUUGAAAGGCAGUCCCAAAUUCUCUUUUGCAUUCUCUUCGACAAUUUGCGACAGAUUUGAUGAAAAAGGGACACGACAGACACGACACAUAACCCCCCCAAACACUAACCUUUUUGGCGUGGAUCUACCGCCAAAAUGCCCGACUCGAUCGAUGCUCCGCUGAUGGCCGGCCGCCAGGACCGGGACGACGAGCUUGACUACCGGGACGCGGAUGAGGAGGCCGACGUGCUACCCGCGUCCAUGAAGCAUGCACGCCAAUCGGGUCCGAGUCUAUUUGUAUGGCUCCUCACAUUUGCUGCCGGCAUCAGCGGAUUGCUCUUUGGAUAUGAUACGGGCGUAAUAUCAGCAACGCUCGUCAAGAUCGACACCUCCCUAUCGAACCGAAUCCUCACGACAUUCGACAAGUCCAUCAUCACCUCCAGCACCGCCCUCUUCGCCCUCCUCGUCUCCCCCUUUUCCUCCAUCGUCGCCGACGCCCUGGGCCGCAAGCGCGUCAUCUUCGUCGCCGACAUCCUCUUUAUCCUCGGCGCCCUGAUGCAGGCCUGGGCCGGCACCGUCACCUCCAUGGUCAUCGGGCGGUCCAUCGUUGGUUUGGCCGUCGGCGCCGCCAGCUUCGUCGUGCCCCUGUACAUUGCCGAGCUCGCGCCCGCCAGCCACCGCGGCCGGCUCGUGACGAUGAACGUCCUCUUCAUCACGCUCGGCCAGGUGGUUGCGUACAUCAUCGGCUGGGCGUUUGCCGAGUACGGCGACCAGUCGACGGGAUGGCGCUGGAUGGUCGGUCUCGGGGCGCUCCCCGCGGCGCUGCAGUGCUCCAUCCUCGCCCUCAUGCCCGAGUCUCCGCGCUGGCUCGUCAUGGUGGGCCAGUCGCUCAAGGCCAAGAAGGUCGUCGAGAGGGUGCUGGGCAACACCGUUGGCGGCAUGAGGAACGCCGAGGCCGUCAUCAAGGAGAUUGAAAUCGAAAUCAGGGAGGAGAGGGAGGUCAUGAGGCGGGAAGGGUCGCCGCGCAUGGAGUGGUGGGGAGGCUGGCAGGAGCUCUUCUCCGUCGGGAGGAACAAGCGCGCGCUGGUCAUCACCUGCCUGCUCCAGGGCCUUCAGCAAUUAUGCGGCUUCAACUCGCUCAUGUAUUUCUCGGCGACGAUUUUCAAAAUGGUCGGCUUCGGCACGCCCACGCUCACCGCCAUGAGCGUCGCCGUGACGAACUUCAUCUUCACGGUGGCGGCGCUGUGUCUCAUCGACCGCAUCGGGCGACGCAAGAUCCUGCUCUACUCUCUGCCGUUCAUGAUUGCGGGCCUGAUGCUCUCCGCAUACGGCUUCUCCUUCGUCGACCUCCGGCCCGAAACGGUGGCGGCCUCGGAGGGUGGCACGGGCGAGGGCGCGGGCACAGACAGGGGCGCGGCGGUGCUGAUCCUCGUCAGCAUCAUGGGCUACGUCGCGGCGUACGCGCUGGGACUGGGCAAUGUCCCCUGGAUGCAGAGCGAGCUGUUCCCGCUCGCGGUGCGGUCCAUUGGCAGCGGCGUCUCGACGGCGACGAACUGGGGCGCCAACUUUGUGGUGGGCCUGACGUUCCUCCCGCUCAUGGACGCGCUGAGCCCGUCGUGGACGUUUGUGCUCUACGCGUUGGUGUGUCUGGUGGGCUACGGGCUCAUCUGGCGCAUCUAUCCCGAGACGUCAGGGUUGAGUCUCGAGGAGGCGACGAAUUUGCUGGAGAAUGGAUGGGGCGUCCGACGAUAGCCCCGAAUUGCCGGGACCUUUGGCAUGGUUGUGCAUUUGUCCAUAUGGGGGACCCUUGUUUUUUUCUUUGCACUACGAAGGGUGGAUGGGAUCCCCCUGGUAUUUUACAUAUUUUAGAUGACAAGACCGAAUCAAAACAGUCAAUUACACUAAAAAAUGAGAUUUCGUGUAC
Molecule: messenger RNA, 2103 nt
Organism: Colletotrichum phormii
Lineage: Eukaryota; Fungi; Ascomycota; Sordariomycetes; Glomerellales; Glomerellaceae
Product: general substrate transporter
Exons: 2
Coding region: 336-1931 (531 amino acids)
Biological process (GO): myo-inositol import across plasma membrane
Cellular component (GO): membrane
Molecular function (GO): myo-inositol:proton symporter activity
Source: RefSeq, a predicted model, not a curated record